Messenger RNA from Apus apus (common swift), 792 nucleotides. It is a transcript of the gene IFT43, whose product is annotated as intraflagellar transport 43. Bases 20 to 664 code for a protein of 214 amino acids. Gene Ontology annotation, biological process: intraciliary retrograde transport. NCBI's taxonomy places the organism in Eukaryota, Metazoa, Chordata, Aves, Apodiformes, Apodidae. The transcript is spliced from 10 exons. The record is from RefSeq and is a predicted model, not a curated record. Gene Ontology annotation, cellular component: cilium; intraciliary transport particle A.
GCGCCGGAAGCGGCGGCGGAUGGAGGCGGCGGCGGAGCGGGCGGAGGCGGCGCGGCGGGGGGGCGCCGCCGGGGCACUAAAGACGGGCCGUCGAGCCCGCCAGGACUUCUUUCCAGAUGAAAAUCUCAGCAGGAAGAAUACUCCAUCUGCUUCUUUCGGAGAGGAUGAAGACCCUGAGGAAAAGGUUGACCAUGGUCCACCGCCUAAACCGCCACGUCGGCAAGGAGGCUGGGCAGAUGAUCCUGGAUUGGCACCUAUCAAGUCAGGAAGAAAGCAUGCAGAAGAAGUAGAAGACCAUCGUCUCAGACAGCAGAGCCUGGAGGCAUCAGAUGAUGGAGGAGACAUUCCCGUGAUCCCGGACUUGGAGGAAGUCCAGGAGGAAGAUCUGGCCAUGCAAGUGGCAGCUCCCCCCAGUGUGCAGGUCAACCGGGUACUGACCUACCAUGAUCUGGACAAAGAUCUAAUGAAGUACGCUGCCUUUCAGACUCUGGAUGGAGAGCUUGACCUGAAGCUUCUCACCAAAGUUUUGGCUCCAGAGCAUGAACUACGAGAGGAUGAUGUCAGCUGGGAUUGGGACCAUGUCUUCACAGAGGUGUCCUCAGAACUAGUGACUGAGUGGGACCUGGGGCAGUCUGAGAGAGAGGACCUCCUCAGUCUGCUCUAGAGCACUGGCACACAAGACAUCUCCUACAUGCAUUCCCUGUAAAUAGUUUAACACUUCAACUUUCUAUUCACUUGUUUUUAUUUGAGAAUUUAUUUUAGACAUGAAAAUAAAUAGGUCUGUGCUUAAUA